CUCUCCCAGUCUGUCUCGGUGUCUUCCAGUCUGUCUGUCUCGGUGUCUGUCUCGCUGGGUAUUAUUCGCACUUCCUGUUUCCUCCUAUUCUCGCCGAUCACGCCGCCCGAGCUCUGCAGUCCGUCCGCUCGCGGCUCCCCGGAAGUGAAUAUAACAGGUGACGGGCACGGCCCCGGGGAGGCUGCCUUCCGUGUGUCUGCCGAGAGGCCGCGGCGGCCAUUGUGGGUGAGGGCAGACUACAAGUAAUGGUGGCCGCCCGGAGGCUGACGGGGAGCUGAGCGCCAGGGGACGGCCGCUAGCUGGUACAGGAGGGGGACCUCGGCAACUUCACUGCUCGGCAGCGGAUCACCAUAACCCGGGGGAGAGGGGAGAACAGAGUAAGGGAAGGGCAAUGGGGGAGGUCUCUGGGAUCAGAUUAAUGGGGGGGAGUCUCUGGGAUCAGAUUAUUGGGGCUAUGGGAUCAGAUUCAUGGGGGUCUCUGGGAUCAGAUUAAUGGGGGUCUGGGAUCAGAUUAAUGGGGGGCUAUGGGAUCAGAUUCAUGGGGGGCUAUGGGAUCAGAUUCAUGGGGGUUCUCUGGGAUCAGAUUAAUGGGGAGGUCUCUGGGAUCAGAUUAAUGGGGGUCUCUGGGAUCAGAUUCAUGGGGGUCUCUGGGAUCAGAUUAAUGGGGGUCUCUGGGAUCAGAUUAAUGGGGGGGAGCUAUGGGAUCCAGAUUCAUGGGGGCUAUGGGAUCAGAUUCAUGGGGGUUCUCUGGGAUCAGAUUCAUGGGGGGCUAUGGGAUCAGAUUCAUGGGGGUUCUCUGGAUCAGAUUAAUGGGGGGGUCUCUGGGAUCAGAUUAAUGGGGGGGUCUCUGGGAUCAGAUUAAUGGGGGGGUUCUCUGGGAUCAGAUUCAUGGGGGGGGGUCUCUGGGAUCAGUUCAUGGAGGGUCUCUGGGAUCAGUUCAUUAGGGGUCUGUGGGAGAAAUCAGGAUUAACUGGGAUCCUCUGAGCAAAAUCUGGAGUUAUACCAGCCUUCAUGGGGGAGAGAGAGAGAGAGAGUAACAUAUAUUUGUUUUUGCACAUAUUCUAUCUGGAAUGAAAGGUUCUAUCUCUGAAUGUCCUCUUUGUUUAUCAAUUCUAUCUACACAGAGGAACAGGCUACCUCUUACUGGCUGUAUAUUAUUAUUUUAUUAUUAUUAUUUUGUUGAUAUCAUGACAUGUUCCAGCAAUCUGUCUAUAAUCUAUUGUACUCAUCCCUGUCUCCAAGGCUUCUGCUGCAUUUAUAGAUCUAAAAAUAUAUAAUAUAAAAAAGAUACAGGACUGGUAACUAUGUAUGUGUGUAUGUUCUGUUGAGUAUUUACAUGUGUUUGUGUGUAAUCAUAUUCAUAUUGUCAAAGUAAAGAUGCUGAGUGACAACAGAGUUAUGGAUGCAGAAUAUAGUUUUUAGUUGUGUAAACGUUAGCAUUUUCUGUAACCUUAAAUGGGUUAGAGUGAGAAUUGCAGGGAAUUCAUAGUGAUUUUCAAAUUUAAAGGGACACUACAGUCACAACUUGAUGUAGUUGUUCUGGUGUCUAUAGCCUGUCCCUGCAGGCUUUUUAACCCCUUAAGGACCAAACUUCUGUAAUAAAAGGGAAUCAUGACAUGUCACACAUGUCAUGUGUCCUUAAGGGGUUAAUGUAAACACAGCCUUUUCAGAGAACAAAAAAAAACACUACUGCCUAGUAAUACCUCUAGUGGCUGUCACUCUACGCUCUGCAUGGAGAUGCUGAAAGCUCCCCGUAGAUACAUUGAUUCUGCACAUGCGCAAUAGCCUCACAAUGCUUUCUUAUGGGAAAGCGUUGGAUUGGCUGAGGUCAUCAAAUGUGACAAUCUCAGCCAUGGUAGUGGAGCCGACUGCAGUUAUACCUGCACGAUGCUGGAAAAAACUUAAGUAAAAUACCUUUUUUAAAGGGAGACAAGUGGGGCCAGAAACCUAAAGCGUGAGAUUAUCAGUCAGACCUAUACGUUUCUGUUCCUGACACUAUAGUGUUCCAUUAAGGUCAGAAUAGGUGAACCGGAAAAAUUCUCCCAGUCAGCUAUGCUUUAAGUUCAGCUACUUUGGUCUACAAUUUUAAAUUCAGUAUGAAUUCCCACUUUAGUGAAUGAUCCUGUAUGUCUUGCUUUGCUUAGAUCUGAAGUCAUGGAUGGUCAAGAAGGAGAAACCACGAUCCACAAAAAGUUUGUGACAGAAGCAGAGGUUGAGGAGAAAAAAAAGAAAAGACAAGAGGAAUGGGAAAAAGUAAGAAAACCAGAGGAUCCAGAAGGUACUUUUAUUUUAUUGAAACUCUCAAAUCACUUGUGAUGUUUAUGCCCAUGAGUUUAUGCCCAUUUUUUAAAAAUAAUUUAAUUUUCCUGUCUCUCCCGGUGCGUAUUCCUAACAUUAGGGUGUUUACCUAACUAUUUAGAUUUAAGGGCCAUCUUAAAUGGAUAAAAAUGGGGUUUUAUUUGCCUUUAGUCCCCUAUAGUCUCGCCAUGACACCUAGCUUCAUGCUGCAGCUGAUCUCUGCCAAUCCACUGUCUCCCAUAUAGAAGCAUUGGGGGACUAGUGCACAUGUGCGGCAAUAGUAGACACGUUUUGACUCAAUGCACCUCUAUCUGGAGCAUAUAUCGUCGAUGCAGAGCGUGAAUAUGCCGAAUGUCAGUUCUGCAAAGAUUGCAGAAUCGCACUAGGAAGGGCCGUUGGUGGCUGUCUGAGUGACAGCCACUAAAGGUGGCCCCAAAUGCAAUCACAUUGUGUAGCAAAAACUGCAGUGUAAUUUUUUUUUUUUCUCUUUUAGCCCCUCAAUAGAUCAUGACUGUGUGUAGGCUCCAUGGGGGUGCAUGCAGUAGUACAGCAUAAUGGAAUUAAUGCAGGAACGCACAUGCUCUUCACUUUUCUUGUCGAUGCUCGUUGUGGGGCAAAGUUUCUGCUGUCCCUGGAUGUUCUACUGACUUCUAUUAUUUGUACUUGUUCUAUUUUUCAUCCAAGUCAGCACUUAAAUAGUCUUUCAGAGAAGUGACAUCUCUUCCUUGCCAUUUGAGAUCAAUUUUAGUGUCAUUUUAUUUUCACUGCUUAGAUGAUUGUUACUUUUCUGUAAACGUACAUUCUUCGUUUUGCAUUUUUUUUGAUAGAGUGUCCUGAAGAGGUGUAUGACCCCCGAUCUUUAUAUGAAAAACUUCAGGAACAGAAAGACAAGAAACAGCAGGAAUAUGAAGAGCAAUUUAAAUUCAGUAAGUAACAGCCUGUUUUAUUAAUGGCACAUUCCAGCCUCCAUAAGCAGUACAGCUUGAUGUAGUGGUUAUGGUGCUAGGAUUGCUCAGGCACCUGUUGAAAUUGAGCAGAAUUGUAUUAACGCAGCAGCAGCGGCAUGUCAAAGCAGUGUACAUGUAUGAAGAUUGGUGAUUUAAAAGUACACUUUAGUCCCCAUAGCAACUUCAUCCAAAUGAAGUUGCUAUGUUGAUAGAAGACCCCCAGGUGCACUCUUAACUUAAGGGGUUAAACGGUUCUCAAAUGAUUUUAAGCCCAAUAGUUGUCUCCACUACCGAUCUCCAGGUCCCCCAGGGAGCAAGCGGCUUCUGAAUCUCAGUAACCGGAAGCUGCCAGGCAGGUGAUUGGCUAGAGCAGUAAGAGUGCGCAUAAGGGCCUUCUGGCACCAUAACUUCAUUUAGAUUAAGGUCUUAUGGUGACCAGCUUGUUCCUUUAAGAAUCCUUUGUCAGUGGUUUUAUUAAACCGGACCAGAUUGAUUUAAUGAAAAAAAAACCAAGAAAUAAAAAAACAAAUCAAAAAAACUUCUUCUACACGUCGUAGUGAGCGAGAGAAAGUGAGGCAAGACUAGACAUUCACAUACUUCCUCUCCAGCACCACAGAGACUAUAGAGAACAGACAAUUAAUUGUCCUUCAACAACCUCAGAUUAGGCAUUAGCGAUUAUUACUAACCGCACCCCCUAUUGUUAGGAGUCAAACCGUUAAGCUGGUCACUGUUGGCCAAUGACCUUUCUACAAAUAUUGUAAAGUGGUGCAGUAUUUGUUGCUACUUUAUAAAUGCCAAUAAUAAUAAUAAUGAGCUAUGGAAAGUUCCUGUUUAUGAACUUCAAGUUCUACUGCAAUGGUAGUGGAGGCAGGGAGUGGCUUCCAGCAGAUUUCAGGUAAAAAGUAAAAAUGUCCCUCCUUACAAUGGGGAACCAUGGCACUGGUACCUAUACUGUUCCUUGUAAUCUAUUACCUACAUGAUUUAGUGCUGGACCAGAUUUUCUUUACAUAAUGUUUGCUUAAUUAAUGAUGUGUUUGUGAAGUUUGGAAAAACACUGCAUUGGAUUGAAUUAAAUUAACACAAACAUGUAUUCCUGAACACAAACAUGUAACCACCAUUUAAGUGGCUAGCCCUCCAUUAGCCCUCUUAGAACGGGUUAAAACUCGCCUUAUUUCCAGAGCCACACAGGUCCGCUGGUGCUGGCCCUGCCCCCGAUCUGCCUUCUUGGUGACAUCAUCGGAUUUCACGUUUUUUUUUAGCCAUUAAGCUGUAGUUUUUCUGGUGACUAUAGUGUCCCUAAAAAAAAAAAAAAAAGUGUUGAUCUAUUAAUGCUUGUCCCACACUCUCUUAUUUUAAAGGGACAGUAUAGGAGUUAGAACAAUGUAAUCUUAUUGAAUGAAUUACAGUACCUGGAGUCUCCUGGCAUUGCUCCUCAAUUCGGUGUUAAACCAUUUUCAAGCAGUUUAACAUUGAAUGAGCCUCCAUGGCUUUCCAUCGCCUAGCACCCUUGGUAGGUGUGCUUAAGGCAGAGCUAACACACUUAUUUGUAGCCAUACUGAUUCAUUCAUACAUACAUACAUACAUACAUACAUGGGCAUUGUGAUAGGCUGAAUGCAAUCAGCUGACACACUCAGCCAAUGAGAGUCGCCUAUUGCUAGAGAGGCUAAUGCUUCUUCAUUAACGCAAGCAGCACAGAAAGGAUGGGUAACACUUGUUUGGCAUUAAAACAUUAAAAAACGUUUAAUACUGGGUGAAAGAACCGCGUCAGGGGACCCCAGGCACCAUAACUAUUUUAAUGAGAUUAAGCAAUUACAGUUCCUGUAAUAUCCCUUUAACCCCAUUCAGAAUCCUUUCUCAUAGUCCAACUACAUAUGUUGGUCCUUGAAUGGGUUGAAGGUAGUUAGCUGUCAAGGGUUGUAACGGAGCAUUAGUCCCCCUCCCCCCACUGUAUACAGGUUGUUGUUUUUUACGUUUGUGUGUGUGUGUGUAUAUUAUUUUUAUUUAUUUUUUUUAUUUUUUUUACAGAGAAUAUGGUGAGAGGUUUGGAUGAAGAUGAAACAAACUUCCUUGAUGAGGUUUCAAGGAAACAAGAGCUGAUUGAAAAGCAGAGACGAGAGGAAGAAUUGAAAGAAAUAAAUGAAUAUCGAAUAUCCUUUUAUUGGCGGUAACAGUACGCGGCAUAGCGGUGCUAAGUCCUGGUAUUCAUGAGUUGCGUUUAGUUAGUCAAGCAUUAGUUGCCUUAAUGGCCGUCUCAUUCUCUCCUGUCCCAGAGAUUUUUUUUGGUUGGGGGGUAGGGUAUUGUUUUUACCAUAGUCCUGUGAAUCUACUUUAAGUAACCACUUACCAUCCAUAUUACUUCCCUGCCUUCACCUUGCCACAUACAGUUUGUUUUGCCAAAUACUAAUAUUGGUGCAUCAUGUCCUGUGUAGUUGCUGGACUUUUCCAUUCUGGCAAAGAUUGUCAAUGCUCUCUUCACCCAAGACACUUCCUGAUAUAGUUUCUGGAUAGCGGGCGCAAAAUUGGAUGAAAUCCAAGGCCGGUUUAUUGAAAUCCAGUCACCAGAGCAUUUUUUUUUUUUUUUCAAGCUCUGAUAAACCAAAAUGUGUUUGCAUUUCAAUAGACCUGCCUUGGAUUUCUUAUAAUUUUGUUCCUGGCCUGUUACUUGUUGGAUGAUUUGGGGGGGGGAGUUGAAUCUGGUCUGGUGGCACUUGGAUGAUCCUAUAUUUGUGUGCCUUCUAAUUUUCUUCUAUUGUUUUUGGACAACAAAGAAAUGGGAUUUAAAUCACUUACCUGAUAGUCUAAGAAAUGUAAUCGAGGAUGCGUUAAAGGGGUAGUAAAGCAGGGAUUACUUCCUAGAAGCUGUAGACCAGUCUCUCAAGGUGCAGAUGUGUGAGGCUAUCACUGUUCGCCAUAUUUUUGUUAGAAAUGUAAUGUUUGCGUUCCAUAGUUGACAGAUUGGCCGUUUGUUUGCAAGAACCAAAUAUUAUGCAAAGUAAUAAAGAUUGUUGUUUUUUUUUUUUUUUGUUUUUUUUUUAGAACAUCUUAUAAAAAUGUAAUAUCUUUGUAUUUUUUGCACAUUAUGUGUGACCUUUCGAAUUGUAGUAGUUGAAACCUAGAAUUGCUUGUAAGAGGAGCUAGACUUUUAUUUCACUUUGGCUGUUUUGUUAACUUUUGUAAUGAACCUUUGCAAAAGCUGCAUAGCUCUUGUCUGCAGCCUUGGAAAGCCCUCCCCUUCUAACCCCGCCCAGACUUACUGUGGCUGUCCAAUCCGGAUGUAGCUCAAAGAGAAGUCUUUGCAAGGAAGAUGCUCUGAGCAAUUGCUGCUUCUUGAGUUUAGCUGCACUGAGCUAAACAGCUAGGUAAUAAGAAGACCUGUUGUCUGACAGCCAGGGUAGGUGAAAGUAACAAUUUCUAUUGAAACCUUUUGAAGAAAUCUUCAAAAAAAAACUUAAGUGAUUUAGGAGGCCGGAGCAUGCCUUUAACACGAUUCUAGUUGCUGUCCGGAAGAGGCGCUUUCACAGUUAUAUCCUAGUUAAACUUGGUUGUAGCACAUAUGACUCUCCUAUAGAGCAUUUGAUUGGUGCAGCAAAGUGUGUUGAUACACCUGUAUACUAGUCUCCAAAUGCUUCCAUGUCAAUCAUGACAUUGUAUGUGUGUGUGUGAUAUUUAUUUUUUAUAUUCUUUAUUUUGGUAGUGCAGAGGUUAACAAUCAUGAAUGCCAAAACAAUUCACAUGAGUAUAAUUAUGGCAAACACUGAUAACUCAUGAAUUAUCAAUGGUACUGCACUUUUUAACUUUUUUAUUUUAAGAGAAGAAACAAAAGCACUAGUUCUAUUAGCUGGAUCAAAGAGAGAGAGAGAGAGAGUGAGAGAGAGUAAGUAGGGACCCUAGAACUAGAGAUGUGUUCGGGAGGUAAAUAACACUGGGUGAGCAGAUGGAGUCAGGGCAAUCCGUAUAUAUUUAGAUUUGUACAUUUAGUGAUUUCACCAGCCUAGUGUGUAUAGAUUGAAGCUAUAUCCACUUGAUUGUAAACUUGUCAUCCACAGGAUUUGUGCAUGGACAGUUAACUUUAACACCGUUACAGGGUCUAUUAAAGUUGUAGGAUAACAAAAUAUUAGCAAAAUAAAAUCUUAUUUCUUGGGUUUGUAUUUUUUUUUUCCCCCAGACUCCUUUUUAUUAUACUAUUCAGAUCAGUUUUAUACAUGCUGCACCCAGGCAAAAAAAGCCUUUGUUACAGAAAAAAUAAAUAAAAAAUAAUCCUUUUCAGUUUUUCACCUCCUAGCUGUAUCUACAGCAAUGCUUUAAAGACUAGUAAUUUGAUCUCCGGUUCUCUGUCCCCUAUUCUCCUUAACGAUUUUCUCACAACGCCCGCACAUUGGCAGCUUCAAGCACAGACCACAAGAAGAGAGAAAGCGAUAAAAAACCUCUGGCAAAAUGCCUGGACAGCAAGAAUAAGUUUUCCCAGUCCAAGCUGUUGGCAGGAGCUGUCAGGCAUAGAAGGUAGGUUGCAGCACUGGAAAAUAUUGUUCGUUUUUAAAAGAAUUAUUACUUUUUGUUUAAAUAUCUGUCUUUAACCCCUUAAGGACACAUGAUAUGUGUGACAUGUCAUGAUUCCCUUUUAUUCCAGAAGUUUGGUCCUUAAGGGGUUAAUGUAUAAUAUCUCAUUCCACCUGGAAUGUAUCUGUAUUUCACUCCUGUUUACUAGACAACUGCAGUCAAUGAACUACAGAUAUAUAACAACCAGGGUCCGAUUUUUAUUUUAUUUUUUUAACCCCUUGGUUUUCAGUUUGUAAUAUUUUGUAUGUAAUUCAUUCAGAUAACAUACUGCUUGCUCUCUUUUGAUGUAAAAACUGAUCAUGUAAAAUGCCCAUUGCGAAUAUGACCGAUCACACGCUGUGAUCUGAUAUUACCCCGCUCUGGUUAACAAGACUAAUUUUUUUUUGUUUUAAUUUGUACUACUGUUAAAUAUGUAACCGAAGCCUAAUCGUAUACUGAACUUUGUAAAUAGAAAGUCUAAUCACUUAAAAUACUCUGUGCAUAUGAUCUAAUGGUGCGUCAAUAUAAAAGUAUAGUCUGUGUCUCGUUUGACCGUUCACAUUAGAUGUCCUGAAAGAGCAUACAGAUCACAGAACAUGCUUCACACUAAAUUUUAUUUAAUAAGGACUAAAAUAUAGUGAUGUCCCGAACUGUUCGUCGAACGGUUCGCAGCAGACUCAUCAUUGAGUAAACUUUGACCCUGUACCUCACAGUCAGCAUACACAUUCCAGCCAAUCAGCAGCAGACCCUCCCUCCCAGACCCUCCCAUCUCCUGGACAGCUCACUAAGAAUGCAGCUUCACAAUUGAUGCUGUCCAGGAGGUGGGAGGGUCUGGGAGGGAGGGUCUGCUGCUGAUUGGCUGGAAUGUGUCUGCUGACUGUGAGGUACAGGGUCAAAGUUUACUCAUGAUGAGUCCGUGGCGAACCGUUCGCGAACCGUUCGGGACAUCACUACUAAAAUAGAGACAAAAUGGUAUUGUAUCACAAAAUGCUAAUGCCCUCUGCAAGGAAUGUUGGAAGGGCCCCCCAACCUCCCACUGAUAAUCCUGCUUUUGCUUUCUGUUUGUAUCACAUUAUUUACACAUACGGUACCCAUUGCACAUCUCGGAAAUAGUCUAACUCACACAGAUAUAUAAAUCCUUCCUUUUAAAUAUACACAACUUUAUCAAACUUUGGAUGCACAAGCACAACAUUCUCAUUAUUUAUAUCCUUCUUUCCUUCUUCCUAUAAUUUCAUCACCCACCCCCACUCCUUCGUGUCAUGUCUCUUCGUUCCUUUUCUAUAUCUUACACUUCGUGUGAGUCCCAUGCAGGGAGGAUAUGGCCGCAUAAACAAAGUGGCAGAGUAUUGAGCAGUGAUACUGCAGGGGCAUAAUCUAUACAUCAAAACUACUUCAUUUUGGCGUCCCUUUAACCUCAUUCACCAUAACAUCUGCUAAUACUCCCCACAACAGCUAAUUGUCAAGUACUGUUAAAAGUUUAAAAAAAAUGUUUUUUAAAAGUAGAGUCCAUGGUGUAUUGCAGACCAGUGGGAAAAAACGAUUGAUAGGUCAGCUCUGACCCCUAGGAAUAAUGAAACUAAAUCUGAAUAUAAUUAAUUUAGAACACUUGUUUUGUUUCUUGCUUUUCUGGUAGAGAAUUAUUCCGCUUCCUAAUGAGCUGCACAGCAGAAUUACAUGAACUAAAUGGCAAGGUGCUAGAUGCAACAAAAAUAAAACUUCGAAAGAUUCUAGUGAAAAUUGUCAGCAUUUUGGAGCAUUUUGUAAACAUUAAUGACACAGUGGAUGUCAAUAUCCAAAAUAGAAGAAAAUUACUGCUAAUGUAUUUCUUCAGCUAUGUAAUCAUCUUUUAUUAUUUAUUAUACCCUCCAUUGGGUAUAAUGUGCCUCUAACAACUGUUUCUGGAAUGUCCUCUUGGGUUUUCUGUACCUUCACGUCAGUCUUUGAUCUUUAUUGUUUCACAUCUAAUGAGUGUAUUGAUUACAUUAUAAAGGAAACAUUUAAAAUAAGUAUAAUAAAAUAUAUAUAAUAUUUCUCCCUUUAGUUUUUAUAUGGGAUAUAUUUUUGGAUUACUAGCACUCUCCUACUCCACCCCAUGGGGGGGGGUGAUGAGUCAAAUCAACAAUACUGUCUGCUUGACUUGUCAUGCUGUGUCUGGUAUUGUCUGCACUGUGUGUGCAAACACAAACAUAUAUGAUCAAACACAGGAGUCCCCUUGCACUAUCCACAUGGAUAACGGUCACACUGUUGUCUUGCCCUUCUUCAGAUAUUGCUAAUAUCUGUAAAGGAAAAAUAUGUGACCAUUUUCACUCAAAAGUGACACUUCAGAAAGGAGCUCGUCAUUUCAAAGAUUUUAUUCAGUAAACAAUGAAUUGUGAAUUGAAAACCAGUGAAAAAUGAAGCCAAAAUAGCCAAGCUGUGACCGCUUAGGCCUCGUAGUUAAUAUUUUUGAAAAAGCUUUUCAAAUUAUCUUAAUAAUUUGAGAGAUGUAUGUGUGUGUGUGUGUGUGUGUGUGUGUGUGUGUGUGUAUGUGUGUGUAUAUAUAUAUAUAUAUAUAUAUAUAUAUAUAUAUAUAUAUAUAUAUAUAUAUAUAUAUAUAUAUACUUUAUUGAUAUUUUAAAUAGAUUAUAAUUAAAAAAAAAUUAUAUUUUAGUAUUUUGAAAAUAAUUUUUUUUUUCAGUAGACCCACUUUAAACCUGUUGAUACUUAUGGCUGACUUCUGUUUUACUUAUAUUUUAUUCUAUUUUAGUAAUUCUGAGAGCACAAGUGCAAAGAAAUUAAAAUUGGAUCAGGAUCAUGAAAAAAUGAAAGGUAAGUGUCAGAAAAGAUCAUUUCUUUGGGCUGUUUCAUAUUUUUUUUUUUUUUUUUUUAAAUGAAGACUGCGGAUUCUAUAUGUUCUAUAGCAUCCUGCCUGUCUGAGAAUACUAAGUAUUUUAUAGUGUUAAAUCUUAAUAGCUCCCCAGGUAGUGUUUAUUUUGUAUUUUCACUGGGUAUUCAUAUCAUGACAUAGUAUAUGUUCAGCAGUAGAAUGUCCGUAUACAUAGAUUAAACAAUGGUUGUAAAAAGAUGGGUAUAAUAAUGAAACGAGAGAAACCAUAACAUUGGACAAGUGCACAUACCGGAGCCCUCCUUAUUUGGUCGACAGGAGAAGCCGCUCCCAAAACAUAACUAGUUGGCCAAUAAGAAAGCUUUGUAUGCUCUACAAAGAAGUUGUCGCAAUAAAGGUAGCUAUAAAGAAAGGUUAACAAACUUAAACCGCUUUAGUUUAGUAAAACGUCGCCUCAGAGGGGAUAUGAUAACAUUAUACAUCCAGGCCAAUGCAAGCCAUUGUGUGGAAAUCUAUUCACAAACCGGACUUUACAUAGGAUACGAUGUCUUGCAUUUAGACUGGAAGAAAGAAGAUUUAGUCUAAGGCAAAGGAAGGGUUUUUUUUGUUUUUUUUUCCUGUAAGAACAAUAAGGAUUUUAUCACAGUCUGUACGAAUGUUUAAACGGCAACCAGAUCCAUACUUGCAAAAACAUAUUAAAUGAUAAAAAAUUUCAAGUAGGGUAAUAGCUUCUUGAUUAAAGGAUAAAUCUGACUGCCAUUCUGGGGUUAAGAAUGAAUUUAUUUUCCAGUAUGUUGCAAAAUUGGAAGUUUUUUUUUUUUUGUUUUUUUUGUUUUGUUUUUGCCUUCUCAGCAAAAAACAGAUGUGAGGAAGGCUGAACUUAUGUCUCUUUUCAGCUAUGUAACUAUGUAGGGAAACCAAGUGUGAAGUCUGCCAGAAGCAUGAACUAGCACUAUAGAGGUUGAAACAUAAAAAUUACCAUAAUAAAAUUAAACUAGCUUCACAGCAAAACAAACCGGGAAAAAGGGUGCCACAUCCCAGGAUUGUGUAGAAGGUCUGGAGGAGCUUGGUGUGAGACCGGGUAGGCCAUGGUCUUUAAAUAAGGUGUCUGUUUCUGCUUGACCUGUAGCACUAAAUUGCUUACCGUUAUUGGCUCAGGGAGCUGCCCAGUGUAAGGCCUGCCUUUUGAAGAGACUUGGUGAUAGGUUGCAUGGACUUUCUCCACCCCAAAGUAACUCUACUCAAAUUCUUAUAGAAAGUGAGGGCAGUCGAUUCCAACUCAUAUGGUGCUUUCUCUUAUAAUGCAGACAUAAGGCAAAUUUUAUCAGUGAGCGUUUGGAAUCUCAGGAUAAUGUACCUAAAAUACAGCUUCCCUCAAUGCCAUUAGUCCCUGUAUAAUAUCCAGGACCUCUCUUUCUGUAGCUUGUAUAUGGGUUGUAACGGCCUGUACCUCAGCUUUUACUACUGCCAAGUCGGCUGCUAAUAGUUUCUGUAUGUCUGUAUAGUAGCUGGAGUGUUAUCUUUCCUCACUAUUGACAUUGCAUCUUCUGUUGUUGGUAUGUUAGGGUCUUGGAUUAAUUCCUGCCUGUCAUCCUCCUGUGGGGAUCUGCAGGCCUCAGAGUCCAGUGGCAUCGCAGCCUUAUGACAAGGUGUUCCCUAGAGCAUUUGACCACUAUCUCUGGCUCUAAGAGUGUGGAAUGGAGGUUUUUGUGAUUUCUGACCCUCAGCAGACGGCCAGGAGUUGGGGGUCAGUAGGUAGGUAGGAAGUCAGUUAUGCCACUGGCGCCACCUGUGCAGUAGGCCUUGGAUGUCCAGCACCGGUUGUUUGCCCUGCAAUUGUAGGGCACCUUUUGGAAGACAACCCCGUUGGUUUUUUGUUUUUGAGAGGAUGCAGUAGUAAGUAAGUAUGUUUGGACGGAUUAGUCGAAAUAAGUUUGUGACAAGAUAUGGUGUCCGAGCUGGUGUGUUGCCAGCUCCGCCCCCCAGGUUUUUUUUUUUUGUUUUUUUUAAACCCAAUGCAGUUUAAGCAAGACCCAAAUGGUUGUCUGUGGAAAAAUAACAAAUUAAAAUAAUACUAGUUCUAUUUUUUUUAUACAUAUUUUUAUGUAUUAUGUAUUCUUCUUUAUCCUGGUAAAAUAUCAAGUAUUUUACCUCACCAUACCUCAUCAGGCUCACCAGGUAUACGAAUUCAUAUGAUGUUUUGUGUCACCUAACCAUAUAACGCAAUUAGAUAGAUAUAGAGAUAUACACGUAUAAUACAUUCUAUAUAUACACCACUAAGCUGUGUGUUCAGGCAUUACAUAGUCAAUGCUAUUGAUAUAAUAUGCUUGUUGGAAAUUCUAAGAACCCUAUCAGGCCACCCCAUGUGCCAUGGACACUCAGAAAUAAUAAAGAGCUUGUAACAACUUUUGUCAUUUGUUCAUGCCACUCAAGAUCAACCAUAUCUCUGUAAAAUACAAGACAAAUUUCCAAAAAAUAGAAUAUUUUACAUUGUCACAAAUACCUCCUAUUAAUCAGGCAGCAUUUAGCUGCACACAAUAUACAUUCUUAUAGAUACUUAAACUUAAGUAUAAUCACGGCAUUUUGUUACACUACGUAACCGUUAAAGAAUGAGUCGCCAUGUAUGCAAUUUGGGUUGCUGGGGUCUGUCUUCUCAUGUUAUUCAUUUAAAAGGUGUUUCGCUCUGUUCUAUGAUGUGUGCAUUUAUUUGAAUUAUUACACACAUUUGCUGUGGCUCUUAAUACAUGUGUUUUGCAUUUUUUAGUAGCGUAUUCUAGAUUACUGUCUGUGUUCUCCUCCAAACAGAAAGCCUCUCCAGCUCCCUUGGAAGCAGUUCUUCAGCAGGUUCCCUCCUUCACUGCCCUCCAGCCUCGGUUUGUAUCGGUAUCCUGCCCGGACUUGGGGCUUACUCGGGGAGCAGUGAUUCGGAGUCCAGCUCCGACAGCGAAGCCACAAUAAACUCCAUGGGAAAGAUCGUCACCUCUGUUUUUCGCACGGGCACUUUUCUCGAUGCUCCUUAAACUGGGUGAAAUUACCAAAGAUUUUAAAUGAAUUCUACAUACAGACUUACCCAGUAGCUGAAUAACUCGGACAGGAUCUGUGUCCAUGCUUUGCAGAACGCAGAAUCAUUUUUCACGUAGAUAAUUACUUACCUGUUUUUUGUUUCUAAUAAGAACGCUUAUUAAAACGAUUAAACUCUGUAGCUCAGCAACUGUGUUUUAAUUCAAUAUGGACAUUACUAUAACUCUUGUUGAGGGAAAAUAUAUAUUUUUUUUUUUCUUCUUAUUUACAUUCUCCAUCUUCCUCCCCCCCUUCCCCCCCCUUUCCACUAUUAUAAAGUUGAUAGAACCCUCCUUAAUGCAAUUUUUCCCCUUUCUACUAUUAUUGGCAUUUAUAUAGCACCAUGGUAUUCUGCAGCGCU
Messenger RNA from Pelobates cultripes (western spadefoot toad), 14026 nucleotides. Lineage: Eukaryota; Metazoa; Chordata; Amphibia; Anura; Pelobatidae. The record is from the annotation of a GenBank genome assembly.